AUGGCGCCGUCGCUUGCAGGGCGUGUGCACCGGACACUGAACCCCAACCGGCUAGCGCGGACAGGCCGCGUCAAGUGUCUAAAGGAAAGUAUCUUGCAACAUCCAGAUGGCACAGUUUUGAAACAGCUACAGCCACCUCCAAGGGGCCCAAGAGAGUUAGAAUUCUAUAAUAUGGUUUAUGCUGCUGAUUGUACCGAUGGUGUUCUUUUAGAGCUACGAAAAUAUUUGCCAAAAUAUUAUGGCAUCUGGUCACCUCCCACUGCACCAAAUGAUUUAUACCUAAAACUGGAAGAUGUGACCCAUAAAUUUAAUAAGCCCUGUAUAAUGGAUGUAAAGAUAGGGCGAAAAAGCUAUGAUCCUUUUGCCUCAUCUGAGAAGAUUCAGCAACAGGUCAGCAAGUACCCAUUAAUGGAAGAGAUUGGGUUCUUGGUGCUUGGCAUGAGGGUUUAUCAUGUUCAUUCUGAUAGCUAUGAGACACAAAACCAGCACUAUGGAAGAAGCUUAACAAAAGAAACUCUAAAGGAAGGAGUUUCCAGAUUUUUUCAUAAUGGAUUCUGCUUGAGAAAAGAUGCUGUUGCUGCCAGUAUUCAGAAGAUUGAGAGAAUUCUGCAGUGGUUUGAAAGCCAGAAGCAGCUUAACUUUUAUGCAAGUUCAUUACUGUUUGUUUAUGAAGGUUCAUCUCAUCCAACUACUACAAAAUCAAAUGACAGAACUUUGGCAGAAAAGUUUUUGUCCAAAGGACAACUCUCGGACACAGACGUACUGGAGUAUAAUAAAUCAGCUGCCUCCUUUGUCUUUCCAAAUGGCAUUGCACAGUUCCCUAUAUUUUCAGGAGAGGAUAUCGAAGAUCUGACACUCUCUCAUAUAUUUAAGAAAGUCACUGAUGCAAUUGUGUCUCCUCCUGAAACUUGA
This is a messenger RNA of Myotis davidii, 912 nucleotides long. It is a transcript of the gene IPMK, whose product is annotated as inositol polyphosphate multikinase. NCBI's taxonomy places the organism in Eukaryota, Metazoa, Chordata, Mammalia, Chiroptera, Vespertilionidae. Gene Ontology annotation, molecular function: inositol tetrakisphosphate kinase activity; inositol-1,4,5-trisphosphate 3-kinase activity. Gene Ontology annotation, biological process: inositol phosphate biosynthetic process. Gene Ontology annotation, cellular component: nucleus; cytoplasm. The transcript is spliced from 9 exons. Bases 1 to 912 code for a protein of 303 amino acids. The record is from RefSeq and is a predicted model, not a curated record.